Plasmodium fragile is the source of this 2469-nucleotide messenger RNA. RefSeq lists its product as uncharacterized. Lineage: Eukaryota; Apicomplexa; Aconoidasida; Haemosporida; Plasmodiidae. Bases 1 to 2469 code for a protein of 822 amino acids. The record is from RefSeq and is a predicted model, not a curated record. The transcript has a single exon.
AUGCGUAGGGUUACCAUUUUAACCAAUUUUGGACGCAAGAAAAGGUAUACAUUUCCAAGGGAGGGAAAAAAUCCAUUCGUGCUUUGCAAAAGCGAAAGAAGUGUAGGCACAACUCAUGCUGCGAUAAGAAGCACACAUGGCGAUAAUGUAAAGACAAAAUUAGAAAGAAGAGAACAUGAUAUAAUUUUACACAAAUCAACAUGCUCGGCUGUCCCAUCCCUAUUAAGUGAUUACCACCAGUACAACACAAAUGAUCUCAUCAAAGUUUUAAAUUUAUACAUAAAGUCCAAGAGUGAUAAUAUUGAAUUGUUGAGAAGCGUUUCGAUGAAUUUGCUGCUGCAUAAAGAAAAACUAAGAUAUGGGGAGAUAAUCACAUUGUUAAAACAAUUUUCCGUGAUAAAAUGCAAAAAUUAUUUUUUAUUUUGUUAUUUUAAAGAUGUCCUGAUGGAAAAUAUCCAUUUAAUUACUUGUGAUGAUUUAGUGGACAUAUAUUUUUCCUUCACUAAUUUGAAUUAUUUUCAUUAUAAUUUUUUUUUUCUAAUUGAGAAGAGAAUAUUUCACAACUUUCAUCUUUUAAAUUUAAAAAAAUUAAUUUGCCUGAUACAAUGCUUUAACAAGAAAAAAAUUAUUUCGAAAAAUUAUUUAACCAUAUUACUUUAUAGUAUUUCAAAAAAAAUAAAUGAGUUGGACACUUUUCAGCUUUCUGUCCUUUUCGUUUUUUUUAAAAAUUUUAACAUAAAUAAUAGCAUCCUCAUAAAUUCCUUAAUUCAUAAUUUUAAUCAACAUGUGAAUGUCAACUCUGAAUCGAAGCAGCUAGCCAUUUUUUACAAUUUUUUGUCUUACGUUGGUAAGAAGUGCCAUAGGAAUUAUCAUUACUUUGCAAAGGAGAAGGAGCUCAUCGGCUUGAUAAAAAAUUUUGCUUUGCGCUAUGAGGAGCAGUGGGAGUGGGGCCCAAAUGGGCCCAGUACAAUUGUGGGAGGAGAGGGUAACACAGGUGUACACACCAACACAGUGACCGACGCGGUUGUCAUUUCGAAUGGCGACACCUCCAUCAACGCAGGGGCAACCAUAGAAAAAAGGCUGUCCAUUUUGGAAACUAAUUUCCUUACCCAAAGUGACGAACUACAAACCUUGAGGGAGCAUACGAAUGCACUAAAGCAGAAUUCGUACAACGUCAAUAUGGUGUACUCCAUAAAGAACGCUUUAAAAAACGUGGAAGCUAUAACAAGGAAGAAAUUGAAGAGCAUGCCCAUUGAGUCCUUGUGCUUGAUAUCCUCUUCCGUAGCAAACAUAGAUAAAAAUAAAUUCCUCUUGGAAAAAGUCGCUGAGGAAGUGGGUAAACAGUCGACCAAAUUGACUCCCCUGCUGGUGAGUUUUUUGAUGCUAUCUUUUAGCAAAGCGGGUCACAAACAUGGUAGUCUAAUUUACUACUCGCUGCAAUUUUUUUAUAAAUAUCACAAUUUUUUUAGUGUAAAUGAGGUGGGAUUGCUGUGUAAAGCACUACACAAUUUUUCUCUUAAGGAGAAUGAAUUUGUGGACGUGCUGAGUGGGUUUAUGUUGAGCGUCCUUGGUGAGGGCAGUAGUGAGGAAAACGGCGAUGGCCGCGGUGAGGACACCCUCGUUCGUAGCAGCGGGGAAGGGGGUUGCAGGAACGACCGUGGAGAACACUUUAAUUACAAUGCGGACGAUGGUACGUCUUGUGGAAAACAGGUCGAGAAACUCUUUUUUGAGGUCGAGAAGAGCAUAGAUAAAAGCAUUGAUCAAAUGAAUUACGAAGAUCAAUUCACUAAUUUGAGGAGCGUGCAUAUGGAGCAGGAGGGUAAGAGCUACAAGGACGCAAAGGAAAGGGGAGGUGACCGUGAAAAUAAAAGGAUGUACAGCGAUUUUGUAAACUUUAGCUAUAUUGAUUAUGAAAAUAUAAAAAAGAACAAUUAUUAUGCAAACAAUUUGUACAACAUAAAAAUGAGCAACAAGGUUUAUAUAAAUAAUGUCAUAUACAUUUUGGAGUACUAUGCUUUCAACCUGGUGAAUAUUCCGGAAAUAUUGGACCUUUUCUGUGACUUUUUUUUAAAACGAAACAUGAAUUAUAUCUUGUACUCCAGAAUAUUUUACGCCUUUUAUCUGCUACAGUACAGAGGAAAUAAGGUCUACCAAAUGAUUGACAAAUUUAAUGAGUGUCAACCCCUGUAUCAAGUGAUGUACAAGGAGAGGCACAUGGAGAAGCUCUUGGGGUCCCUAAUUUAUUUUUAUGAAAACAAAACGGAAGGGAAUAAAAUGGACAACAUUUACUUUUACGUUUUGUCCAAGAGCUACUUUUCAUUCAUUUUUAAUUUUUCAAAAUACAUUUUAACAUUUUUGUUUAUUAAAAAUAGUAAUUAUGUGCUACGCAAUUUUUUGGUUCAUAUAGGGGAAAUAUCGUUGGGCAGGGACGACUGCAUUUAUCUGCACAAACCAAACAGAUUGUAUUGA